AUGGCCGCAGAGGACAUCAGGUAUUGCUGCUAUGAUGAGCACCAAGUGAAGGUUCUGUUUGAUGAGAUGGCUCUGUAUUCUGGAUGGUUGGCCGACAGCUCGGCCAUUGUUGUACGCUACCUUCCGGAGCGUGUCAUGCGUCAAUUUGGAUACGAGCAGACGAUACCUCACGAUCCUACUGUUUCAGCUCCUAUCGCCAUGACCCGCAGACAGCUAGAUGAGGUCUUUGCAGACUGGGAGCAUCACAUGAUCCAUGAGGAGGCACGAGCGACGCUAUCAGAGCACGAUUGGAGCUGUGCCGAGGGGUAA
Vicia villosa (hairy vetch) is the source of this 309-nucleotide messenger RNA. RefSeq lists its product as uncharacterized. The transcript has a single exon. Lineage: Eukaryota; Viridiplantae; Streptophyta; Magnoliopsida; Fabales; Fabaceae. The record is from RefSeq and is a predicted model, not a curated record. Bases 1 to 309 code for a protein of 102 amino acids.